GAUAAGUAUGAUGAAAUGUCCAAACCGGUUUAAACUUGUCAAAAAUGAAUGCGUGUUAAAUGAGACACAAUUAAAAGUUUACUGUAAAAUCCCAAUAGGAAACAACAAUGCUCAAAAUAUCAAAUUGCUCGUGACAAAAGUUAUUGAAGAAGUUUUCAAUAUUAUUGGUAUUCUUUAUGUAAAGGCUCGGUCUGAUGGUUUCAUGCAUUGUCAAUUCUUUGUCCAAUUCCAAAAUGAAACAUUUGGUCGGAAAAUUGAUCAUUAUGAGAAAAUCCUUCAGGAAUCUUUUCCUCCUGUUGAUUCACCUUCAUCUGGACGUUUUUGCACAUUUGAGAAGGAUGGGACUGAAUUGCCUCGCGCGAAUCUGGUUGUGGGUAAGCUUACAACGGAAGGCCAAUCGGUUACAUUUGAGACAUCGCACAUACCUAGUGCCAACGGUCGUAUUACGAGUAAUGGAGUCAGGUUGUGUUCAAGCUUGUAUGGUUUCGUGUCUACCUUGCUCGUUUUUGCCUUAACCCGUUCAACGAUAAAUCAAACGUGAUUGAGAAACCCCUUUUCAAUCAUGAAUCAUAUCUAAAAUACACGGCUAAGAAUGAAAAUGGUUCUAUAAGAAGACAUUUUUAUUUAGCAUUGAUGGAAAAAAGAUUGGAGUUGGGAGGUCUGAACUGGCAUGGAA
Messenger RNA from Owenia fusiformis, 676 nucleotides. Lineage: Eukaryota; Metazoa; Annelida; Polychaeta; Sabellida; Oweniidae. The record is from the annotation of a GenBank genome assembly.